UGUGCUGUGUGAGCACACAACGCUCCGGGGAAGUGGGGAAAAACAAAACAAAACAAAACAAACACUUUUAGCAAAAAGCCUUUCAAUGGAGGCAAGGUGUGCAAAAUGAAAAUAAAAUAAAUAAAUAAAAAACAAAAAACGUGCAUACAUUUUCCCUUUCCUUCUUUUAUCCCUUCAAAAUAAAGUGAGUAAAAAAGUGGGAACUGGGAAGCGGAUAAAGCCUGGAGUACUUCAUAGGAAUAUCGGGAUUGGAGUAGUGAGUGACGUUAUCUGCUGUGGCGAGAGGGAGGCAGAAAGCGAGCCAACAGGACUCCAUUAAGUAGAGCCGGGAGGAAACACUUUGGUAGGCUGUGUUUACUGGGACGUGUUGUGUUUCUGAAAGUCAAUUCAAGAAAAAAAAAAAAAAACAGUGAAAAAACAAGAACUUUUGGGGUUUUAACAGUUUGCCGUUUUUGGGACUGUUGCAUUUGUGAAGGAUGGCGCUGGACGGUAUUCGGAUGCCCGAUGGCUGCUAUGCAGACGGGACCUGGGAGUUGAGAAUGCACGUGACUGAUCUCCACCGGGACGUGUCGCUGAGGGUCACGGGCGAGGUGCACAUUGGAGGGGUGAUGCUCAAACUCGUCGAGAAGCUUGAUGUGAAGAGGGACUGGUCAGACCACGCUCUGUGGUGGGAGAAGAAGAAGACCUGGCUGCUCAAGACUCACUGGACCCUGGAUAAGUACGGGAUCCAGGCUGACGCUCGGCUGCUCUUCACCCCUCAGCACAAGCUGCUGCGGCUCCAGCUACCAAACAUGAAGCACAUGAAGGUCAAGGUGAACUUCUCUGACCGCGUCUUCAAGGCCGUCUCAGACAUUGCAAAGACCUUCAAUAUCAGGCACCCUGAGGAGCUGUCUCUGCUGCGCAAACCCCAGGACCCCAAAAAGAAGAAAAAAAAGCUGGAGGAGGCAGAGGAGGAUGCGCUGGAGUUAGAGGGGCCACUCCUCACCCCCGGAUCAGACUCCGAUGUUAUUUUCAUCGGCCCAGUCAAAGGCAGUAUAUACUCGAGUCCUGGCCUCUACAGUAAGACUAUGACCCCCACCUAUGACUCUCGCGACGGUAGUCCGUUGUCCCCCACCUCGGCCUGGUUUGGGGACAGCCCUCUGUCGGAGGGAAAUCCCAGCAUCCUCGCUGUCAGCCAACCAAUCUCCUCGCCUGAUAUCCUGUCCAAGCUCUACAAGCCACAGAGUCUGCUGGACAAGGCCAAGAUCAACCAAGGGUGGUUUGACUCCUCCCGAUCUCUGAUGGAACAAGAUGUGAAAGAGAACGAGGUGCUGCUGCUGAGAUUCAAAUACCACAGUUUCUUCGACCUUAACCCAAAGUACGACGCUAUCCGUGUGAAUCAGCUCUAUGAACAGGCGAAGUGGGCCAUCCUACUGGAGGAGAUAGAGUGCACUGAGGAGGAGAUGAUGAUGUUUGCAGCUCUGCAGUACCACAUCAAUAAGCUGUCCAUCAUGUCCUCGGUCAACCACAUGAACAACAGUGACAAGGAGGUGGACGAGGUGGACGCAGCGUUGUCUGACCUGGAGAUCACGCUGGAGGGGGGCAAGACUUCCAGCAUACUGGGUGAUAUCACUUCUAUUCCGGAACUUGCAGACUACGUUAAAAUUUUCAAGCCGAAGAAGCUAACCCUUAAAGGCUACAAACAGUACUGGUGCACGUUUAAAGACAUUACCAUCUCCUGCUACAAGAGCAAGGAGGAAGCUCACGGGACUCCAGCCUACCAGAUGAAUCUCAGAGGUUGUGAGGUGACUCCAGAUGUCAAUAUCUCUGGUCAGAAGUUCAACAUCAAGCUGCUGAUCCCUGUGGCUGACGGCAUGAACGAGAUCUGGCUGCGCUGUGACACUGAGAAGCAAUAUGCCAACUGGAUGGCGGCAUGCCGGCUGGCCUCCAAAGGCAAGACGAUGGCUGACAGUUCAUACAACCUGGAGGUGCAGAACAUCCUGUCCUUCCUCAAGAUGCAACACAUGAAUCCUGACCCCCAGCUCAUCGCUGAGCCCAUCAGCACCGACAUCAACCCCGAGUGCCUGGUCUCUCCACGCUAUCUCAAGAAGUACAAGAAUAAGCAGCCAGGCUAUAUAAGGGACUUGAUCACGGCUCGGAUCCUCGAAGCUCACCAGAACGUGGCCCAGAUGGGUCUGAUCGAAGCCAAGAUGAGAUUCAUCCAGGCCUGGCAGUCUCUGCCCGAGUUUGGAAUGACACACUUCCUUGCAAAGUUCCAGGGAGGGAAGAGGGAGGAGCUGAUCGGCAUCACCUACAACAGGCUGAUCCGCAUGGACGCCCACACUGGAGAUGCGAUCAAGACCUGGAGAUUCAGCAACAUGAAGCAGUGGAACGUCAACUGGGAGAUCAAAAUGGUGACAGUGGAGUUUGCAGAUGAGCCGAGCCUUGCUUUCAUCUGCACGGAGGUGGACUGCAAGGUUGUGCACGAGUUCAUUGGAGGAUACAUCUUCCUGUCGACGCGUGCCAAGGACCAGAAUGAGAGCCUUGACGAGGAGAUGUUCUACAAGCUGACCAGUGGCUGGGUUUGAUUUGGGAUGAAAGAGGCUGACGGGGGGGGGGGGGGGGGGGGGGGGGGUGCGCACCAAGAGAGAAAUCCAAUCUGGUCCUGCCAGACCAACAUAAAAUACUUCAUACUGUUUCAAUGCCCAGUCCAGGUGAACACUGUCCAUGAUGGGGGGGGGGGAUGCUUUAUAGCCCUCUCCACCUCUUCCCUUCUUUCAUCUUCUUGGGUAGCAGCAGCCCAUAACAGAUGACCUUUUGAACCUGCGGAUGAACCCUGCAGUUUGAAACAGCUCUAUAAACCCUGUCACACACCAGCGAAAAUACGUCCACAUAUCUCCCAGGGUCACCAUUCUUGGAGCAGUUACAGAGGGUUAGGAUUACCCAGGAUGCACCAGUCUCUCUCCUUAACAAUAAAUUACUACUUUUGUAUUCAAAAGUUGUUUGUUUUUUUUAAUUUUACACUUUGAAGCAUACUGCGUCUGCAAAGUUCGAUUACCUGUCUGUGAUGCUACGUGGUUAUAUUGUUCUUUUCACGUGUGUUUGUGUAAAAUUGGGCUGCUUUUGCAGGUUCGUUGUGCAGACUAAACUGUCUACCUUCUCAUAUAUCGCAGCAGCUGGUUAUAUAGUGUCAUUUUCUAACCAGGGCUGGCCAGAUGUUGCUUAGUUUGCGGUUCAUGAUCAUGAAUGUGAUGGAGUGUUUAACACCUUGCAUGUCUAGUAUGGGGGUCGGAUACAUGAAGGUUGUAUUAAUAUGAAGGAAAUAUUCCCCUGAUGGGGGAGUCUAACUGGGUUGGGCUCCAUACCCUGCUUUACAGGAAGUUGUCUCCCCCUGUUUGCAAAGCUAAGUUUUUUUUUUUUUUUUUUUAAUUACAAGAUGACCUGUGAACUGUAACAUACUGCUUUUUAUUAAGCUCAUACCGAACUUGUAGAAUUCAUUAGAAUUUGAUUUGUUUUGUUGUUUUGCAAUUAAAUAUAAUGCAUGCUACAAAAGCACUUCCAUCCUAAAAUUUGCCAAAAAACUGAAAUGGUUUGUGUGGGUCUUAAACAGAAACAUGAAAUGAAGUGUGUAUGAGGAGCAGUAUUUUAAUGAAGCCGGUGUAGUGUGCAGGUGUAAUGCUUGUUUCUUAUAUAACCCAGAUAGCGCCUGUGCUUGGGCUGUGUUUUUUUUUUUCUUUUGCAUAGUAUGGGUUUUGUUAGGUAUCAUGACCGUCGAAUUCAACAUGCAUCAUGGAUUACUUUGCCUAUCCUGAUUUUUUUUUUGGCCACACAGAGGUGCAGCCUUGGUGAGUUUGUCAUCAGAGUGUGUGACUCAUUUAUUUAUUUAUUUUUUUCUCCUUGAUCUGCAAUCUCUCCAUUUUCAAUGAAUGUGAAGUGCUGGGAACCAGAACAGCCUGUUUUAC
Molecule: messenger RNA, 3941 nt
Organism: Polyodon spathula (Mississippi paddlefish)
Lineage: Eukaryota; Metazoa; Chordata; Actinopteri; Acipenseriformes; Polyodontidae
Product: fermitin family homolog 2-like
Exons: 17
Coding region: 477-2567 (696 amino acids)
Biological process (GO): cell-matrix adhesion; integrin-mediated signaling pathway
Cellular component (GO): extrinsic component of cytoplasmic side of plasma membrane; focal adhesion
Molecular function (GO): integrin binding
Source: RefSeq, a predicted model, not a curated record